Molecule: messenger RNA, 7321 nt
Organism: Gryllus bimaculatus (two-spotted cricket)
Lineage: Eukaryota; Metazoa; Arthropoda; Insecta; Orthoptera; Gryllidae
Source: the annotation of a GenBank genome assembly
AUGAAAGAUUUCAUGGAACUACUUCGAAAUACAAUAAUUUAAUAUCACUUCAUUGGGUCGUACUGUUCUCGGAAUGAGAAAGUUUAUGAGGUUAUUUCAAGGAGCGGAACGAAUAUUCAAAUACUUGAAGCUGAGAAAAUGACUACUUCUGAACAAAGCGCUUGACUUAAUAUGCGCUAAUACUUAUCUGUUAUUGCGAUUGUUCUCCGGCAUGCAUCAGCUGUUAACGCGCUUCUUAAACAAAAAUAUAGGAAAUAGUGGGGAUGUAUGAGAUACACAAACUAUAAGUGAAAACACUAAUGUCAACAACUAUUGAUACUUUAUUAGACAUAUGCGGGGAAGGAUCGCAGUUCGCAAAUUUUCAGCUGACAGUGUAGCUGAAUGGGAGUGGAUACUAAUGUGACUACGUGUCACGUGAUCUUAGUAGACUGUUAGGUGUCAAAAAUGAGAGUGAUUUUGAAGUGAUAUUUCUUGAUACUUUAUUUUUUGAUGAUGGUUUUAGAAAGUUUGUGUGUUGUGUUUCGAUAUAUUUUAUGAGUGAAACACAAACUGAAUCAUAAAACAAUAGGAAUUCUCAGAGUUCAUAUACCAUGGCUCUUCGUAAGGUUAAAGGCAAUUUGGAACGUAUGUUUGACAAAAAUUUGACAGAUUUAGUGAGAGGCAUACGUAAUAACAAGGAUAAUGAAGCCAAAUAUAUAGCGCAGUGUAUUGAAGAAAUUAAGCAAGAAUUGCGCCAGGACAAUAUAGCAGUGAAAUCUAAUGCAGUUGCAAAAUUAACCUAUUUACAAAUGUUGGGGUAUGACAUAAGUUGGGCAGGAUUCAAUAUUAUUGAAGUAAUGAGUUCAUCGAAAUUUACCUACAAGAGGAUUGGUUAUUUAGCAUCUUCACAAAGCUUUCAUGCUGACACCGAGCUUCUCAUGCUUACAACAAACAUGAUUCGUAAGGAUUUGAAUAGCCAGAAUCUCUAUGAUGCUGGAUUGGCUCUUUCUGGUCUAUCAUGCUUUAUUAGUGCUGACUUAUCACGGGAUCUGGCUAAUGAUAUUAUGACUCUUUUAACAUCAACCAAACCGUAUUUACGCAAAAAGGCUGUGCUUAUGAUGUAUAAAGUAUUUUUGAAAUUUCCGGAAGCCUUGAGACCUGCUUUUCCAAGAUUGAAGGAAAAAUUAGAGGAUCCUGAUUCAGGUGUCCAGUCUGCUGCUGUUAAUGUUGUUUGUGAAUUGGCACGAAAGAAUCCUAAGAAUUAUCUAAGUCUUGCCCCAGUUUUCUUCAAACUGAUGACUACAUCAACCAAUAAUUGGAUGUUAAUAAAAAUUAUUAAAUUGUUUGGUGCCCUCACCCCUUUGGAACCUCGUCUCGGUAAAAAGUUGAUAGAACCUCUCACAAAUCUCAUUCACAGCACUUCUGCUAUGUCCUUAUUGUAUGAAUGCAUCAACACCGUUAUUGCAGUUCUUAUCUCAAUUUCCUCUGGCAUGCCAAAUCACAGUGCAUCAAUUCAGCUUUGUGUCCAGAAAUUACGUAUUUUAAUAGAAGAUUCAGAUCAGAAUUUGAAAUAUCUAGGUUUACUGGCUAUGUCAAAGAUCUUGAAAACUCAUCCCAAAUCUGUCCAAGCUCAUAAGGAUCUCAUCAUGCAGUGUCUCGAUGAUAAAGAUGAAUCAAUAAGACUAAGAGCAUUGGACCUACUUUAUGGAAUGGUUUCGAAGAAAAAUUUAAUGGAGAUAGUGAAAAAAUUAAUGGUUCACAUGGAUAAAGCAGAAGGGACUACCUAUAGAGAUGAAUUGCUUUCCAAGAUUAUUCAGAUAUGCUCUCAGAAUAACUAUCAGUAUAUCACAAAUUUUGAAUGGUAUGUAAGUGUGUUGGUUGAAUUGACUAGAAUGGAAGGCAGCCAACAUGGUCAUCUUGUGGCGACACAAAUGUUAGACGUUGCUAUUAGAGUACAGGCAAUACGCCAUUUUACUGUCCAGCAAAUGGCAUUAUUGCUGGACAAUGUUCACUUUCUUACAUCAGGAUCUGCUCAGAGUUCAACCAUGGCAGAAGUUCUGUAUGCAGCUGCAUGGAUAUGUGGGGAAUUUGCUGAACAUUUAAGUGAGCCUCAAGCAACCUUGGAAGCUAUGUUACGAAGCCGUGUAUUUGCUUUACCUGGCCAUAUUCAGGCUGUGUAUGUUCAAAAUAUAUUAAAAUUAUUUGCUAAUAUUUUGACAAAAGCCGAAGAAAAUCAGGAUGUGGAUGGAAUAAACAAGCUAUGUGAAAUAGUUGCCGCAAACAUGCCUCAGUUUGUGUCAAGUGCGGAUCUGGAGGUGCAAGAACGUGCCAGUUCAGCUCUUCAGCUGGUACAAUAUUUGCAAAAGCAAGUGAACAAAGGAGAUUUUGGACUGGCCUCUGAGGUGUCUGCUUUGUUUGUGGGUGAAUUGAAUCCUGUGGCUCCAAAAGCCCAGAAAAAAGUUCAGAUACCUGAGGGCUUGGACCUUGAUGCUUGGAUUAAUGAUCCACCAUCUGAGAGUUCAGAGGAAGAUGAUGAUGAUGAUUCGACUGCAGUCCUGCGUGGUAUCAACACAACAGAUAUAUUUGUGAAGUCUGAUCGUAUAGUAGAUGGGUAUUAUGGGUUAAAUAACAAAUCCGACAAAACUCCUGAACCAACUGAAGAAGAAUUAGAAAUGCGUCGUACUGCCAGAAAGUUGGAGCAAGCAAACAAUCCUCAUUAUCUCAAGUCACGUGCCAAUACCAAAGUAAAGAAUGACUUAAACAAGAACUUGUCAGAAGAUUUCUUUGAUGUGCCUGUUGCUGAGAUUGAAUUGCCUGUUUCAUUGAAAGUUACAGGGCUUGCGUCCCCUGAUAGUUAUCUUAACUUAGAUAAGAGGAAUAAAACUCAGAAGAAAAAGAAAAAGAAAGGCAAGAAAGAACGAGAUGCUUCUACUGAUGAGGAAGAUGACAGCUAUCCUCUGCAUGUUGUUAAUACGGAUAUAGGAGAAAUGCCAGAAGGGGCCCAGCUGUCUGAUGAUGAUGAAGAUGGUGAUUCAAGGCCUAACGAUGAUCCUCAUAAAGCUUUAGAUAUUAAUUUAGAUGAGCCUCUACGCGAUGAAGAAAAAUUACCUAUUCGCACUCACCAUCUUCCAGACCCUGUAAAUCAUAUUAUUAAAUCCAAAAAGAAACACCACAAAGAGAAAGAUAAAAAUAAGGAUAGAAAAGAGAGAUCAAAAGAACACAGGAAAUUAAAGAGUAAGAGCAAGAAUAAAGAUCGAAAUCCUAUUGAAGAUGAAAAGCUGCAUGGAGGAGAUAAUUUGGAUCUUUGGUUGGGGCAUGAUCCUUCUGGUUAUCAACCAGUCACAUCUGAUGGAGAAAAACAAGCAAUGACAUCAGAGAAGCUGCCAACAAAUUCUUCCAGGUCGGAAAAGGGAGCUGGCGAAUCAGUGGGGUCUUUGGGCAAAUCUAGCAAAAAAGAGAAGAAGCGAUCAAAGGAACUGAAAAAGGAGAAGAAGAGUUCCCUUAAAAUGAAGGAAGGCUACGAGGAGGCUGCUGGCAUCUCCACUCCUUCCAAGGAGGUCAUCAGUGAUCUUCAGGGCCAAGGGCUCGCUGACCUUCAGGGCCACAGUCUUCCUUCAGACUUGCCUGUGGAUCCUCCUGGUGGCCUUCCGCAUGUGGUGACUUCCUAUACAAAAUUUGCUGGUGAUAAGACUUUGCAAAUGAUGUAUGAAUGCAGAUUGCUACCUCAGGAGAGCAACCAAAUAGUUCUCUCUGUGUUAUUGAGUAAUCAAAGUCAGUCACUUGUUAAAGAACUAGACUUUAGUGUUUGUGAUACUCUAGCGAUCAAAUUAAUUCGUGGGGACUGUGGUAACCAAUAUGGAAUCAAGUUGCAUUUCCAGUUGUCACCUGGAAGUACAAGUGAGGCGCAGUUUGCAUUUGAAGUAUCAGACGUUACCCAGCCUCAAAAACUUCGAGGAACUUUGACUUAUAUUAUUGAGAUGUCUGAUGGAAUUGCUUCUCAUGAGAAACUGGACUUCUCCCUGCUGCUGCCUUGCUCUAGUUUCAUGAUAGGCCGCUUGCCCCAUAGAGACACGGUCACAGACUUAUUACGAGGGGGACAGUUGACACAUCGCAAUUCCUUUGCUGUUAGUCCUGUGAAUAGAGAUUUCUCUCAGGUGCUGUCAUUGGUUUGUUUCCGAAGUCAUUUUACUUUAGUGGAGCAAGUUGAAAAGACUGCCUCUCUUUACAGCCGUUCAUUGCUUGGCCAUCAUGUUUGUUUGUUAUUGAAAGCCGAUCCUUCCAGCAGUCAAAUCUCAGUGGAUGGGAAGAGUAAUUGUGAAUCUCUUUUGGCGGCCCUGAUGGGAGAAUUGCGUGGUUUCCUUCAGGUGCCUCCAGCAUAACCAGUCAUUUUAUUGUAAAAACUGCUUUAGCCUGCGGAUGGUGAGUGUGCCUGCAACUGCAGUACCAGUGCUCAGGGUUUGUCCUUUGCUGAUAAAUUGUACGGAGCUAUGCAAUACUUACUGUUAUUCAAUAUAGUGACAAUAUUGUGCAUUUAUUAAUUUGGUGAGAACAGGUACUUACUGUGAGAGUGUGUUUAAAUGAACUAUGUAAGAAAAUUGUGAUUAAAUAAGUGAGUAAUGUUCCCAGUAAUUCUGUUUAUGCAAAUAAAAUUAUUUUAUUUGUUUGUGUGGAGGAAAUAAUCUGAUGUUACACUGAAAGGGUUUGUAAAUUCAUGAGCAAGGAGUAAAUGCAGCUUGGGCAUAUGUACACCUUUAUACCAAUAUUUUUUUUUAUUGCAACCAAAAUGUCAUAUGCAAAAAAUAAGACUGCUUCCACUGUAUGUAUACAUUUUUUAAGCAGCAGUAGAAACUUAAUUAUUUGUUAGAAGUUAUAGUUCUCCAGUUGAUGUCCAAUGGGCUUGUAAAUUUAUAAUCUUUCAUGUGGAAUGAAGGAAGAUGAGUUAGCUACGAUUCUGUUUUAUUCAUCGUUAUUAACAUGCACUUUCAUAAAUUGACAUUUCUCUUGAAUGCUUAUUCUUCUAUAAGACCACUACAAUUCCAAAGAGCCCUGGGUGUAUUGGAAUGAUCAGAGUACACUACAUGGCCAUUGCAGUGAAAAAUAUGUUUAAAAUACAGAUUAAUAAUUAUAUAAAUGUGAUGGUUUACCCACAUUUUGAUAGUCAUGAGGCCAUGAAAAUGGUUGAAAACAAACAACUUUGCCUCAGAAUUUUUAUAUUCAAUGUAUUUUUAGUACAACAGUGUAUAUGUUACUCUCUGACUUUUGAGUUUAUAAAUAUUUACUAAUACAAUGAUAAGAAUGCCUCAGUGUGGAUGUUGUCUGGAGAAAGUGAUAUUCUUGUUACAUUACAAAGAGUUUCUCUUCGAUCUGCAUUUAAUUAAGAAUUCUUGAAUAAUUUUGCAAUUAGAAAUGAGGUUCCUGAUUAUUGUACUUUUAGUAGCAUUUUUCUUAUAUUGUAUAUCAUUUACUCAAAUAAUAUUUAUCUUGACUUGAAUUGUUAUUGUAUUUAUUAGGACUAUAUGAUCUUGUUUAAAGAUGUUUAUUAAUUCAUUAAUGCUGUUGAGUACUUCGGCAAGUCUCAUCUUGUGCAAUGAGACAGUGAAUUAGAGUGGAGUAUAUUACAAAACAUAUCAUAAAUUGUUACUGCAUAAGUGUGUGAUGUGCAUGUAUGGAGGCAAUUUCCACUGGGAUUAAAUCACAUAAUUGCUGUUUUUGCUUGUAUAAAUGUUCUUUGGUAAUACUAAGUGAACUUGUUUGUUUUUGAGUUUCAAUAUUUUUUUAGAGGUAUGCUCAUGUUACUGUAUGAUUGUAUUGUAAAUUUUUACUGCUAUUUUAUAAUACAUCAUUUCACUUUGCUAAGUAGCUCCAAUUACUAGACAGUUUUAUUCUCUCAUCAGAAGUGUGUGAAAGUGUGUAUGUGUGCACAUUCACACUAUGCAAGUGUGCAAUGUUCCUAGACAUUUGCAUAAAGAUGAUAGAUAUGCAUUUUAAACGUGCUCUUGAGCUACAGUAAACGUCUGCUCUCUCUAUUGUCCACCUUCUGCAAACAAAUUACAGCUCGGAAACAGUCUUAUAAAGGCUUUAAAAUAAGUAAAGAAAUAUGAUAUUUAGUUGAAUGAUAUUAAUAGUUGGGAUCUUGAUUACUACAUCAACCAACCAGUUUUACUGUGAUAUGAUUGGUUUAAUUUGAUUGAAUCAAUUCAAUGAACUGUUUGGUUUUACUGAAAAAGAUAUAGGAUUUGCCGAAAUGUAUGUAAUAAUAAAAGAAUAGAAGAAAAUGAAAGUAGUGUGAUGGGUAGAAGGCCUGUUUCUUAGAUGUCAUUAAUUUUCCAACAUUUUUUGUCAUUUUUGUUGCUAUAUGAAGAAGCUGUUUUGCCACUUUGAAAUUUCUGAUUGGAAUCAAGAUUAUGGCUGUUAAUAUAUCUUAAUAAAUAUCAUAGUAUUUACUACAAAGUGAUUGACUCACAUAUUAUUGUCAGACUACUUGACUAAGAAUUCAAUUCUGUUUUUGAAGAUGUAAUAUUUCUGGGACAUUUUUGCGACUCAGAAAUAUUGCAGUUCUAGAGCGACCAAUGUAAAGUAAUUUUCAUUUUGAUGUGUUAUCCUGUAAAAAUGUACAGAGGUUAAAGAGAUCUCAGAAAACUUCAUGGCUAAACUGGAAAAAUCUCAUAAUGAAGUUUCUACUGUGCUGCACAAACAAAUUUAUUGAUAGUUAUCCCUUAAUCUAGUACUUUUAUGACACUUAUAUUUGAAGGGAACAUGACCUAUAGAAAUCAAAUAAGUGAGAUCUGCAUUAAAACAUAAAUAAUUGUAACAGAAUUUGAUAAAAACAAAAAUGUGUUGAAUGAAUUAUUCACUUUUGUAUUACUGUGUCGCAAACAACAGAAAUUUAUUCAAUUUGUUAUGAAUGAGGUUGGAAACGAUGAACAAAUAAUUUUCCAUUUCAUUUGAUAAAUAUUUAUGGUUAACUGGAUUUGUACUAGUAAGGAUGUUACUGCUGCAUUAUAUUCCAAUAAUGCAGUUUUGUAUGUGUUCAUACACCAUGUUUUGGCUGUCAUGAAAGUGAAAAUGUGUACUGAUAAUUUGAUUUCUAUCUAAUUUGCAAUGAUGAAUGAAAUUUGCUUGAUUAUACAGGUAGCUUAUCUGCUUGUAAGGGGUACAAAUGUGAAACGUAUAAUUAUGUAGAAGAAAGAAGCGUGUAUAUAAUGGGAUUUUCCAAGUCUUGAUAUAUGAGGCUUUAUUGUAGAACAUCUGUUCAACAUGUUUGCUAAACAGUUAUUUGUUUGGAAGAACACAAACUGUUUAAGUAUGUGAACAAAUAAAAUAUUAUUUUUUUUGGGUAUUU